CCGAAUUAGCUAACCCGACCCGUACUCGGGUGGCUCUUUCUUUCAAUUCUUUCUUAUUUUGUGGUCGUUAAACAAAGACCGGAUAAGUUGAAGACAUUCGCGACCGUUAUUUAUUUCGCAGAGUGAUUAGAGAUAAAGAGAGAGACAGAGAGAAUCAAAACAAUGGCCACUGUGAAAAUCUCUCUUUCCUUGGCUUCGCUAUCACCAUCUUCUUCUUCUUCUUCAAUUCAAUCUAAGUUAUCACCAUCUUUCAUUCCCAAUGCGGCACCUGCAAAGGCGGUGAAGUUGCGAUUCAAUGGAAAGUCCCUGAGAGCAAAACCAAUGGUAUACAGAUCAUCUCGCUCCGUUGGAGUCACCUGCUCUGCUUCAUCUUCUCUGACGACUCUUCCCUCUGCUCUUCUCUUCGAUUGCGAUGGCGUUCUUGUUGAUACCGAGAAGGACGGUCACAGGAUCUCCUUCAACGACACUUUCAAAGAGAGAGAUUUGAAUGUUACGUGGGAUGUUGAUUUAUACGGCGAGUUACUUAAAAUCGGUGGUGGUAAAGAAAGGAUGACUGCGUAUUUUAACAAGGUUGGUUGGCCAGAGAAAGCUCCUAAAGAUGAAGCAGAGAGGAAAGAGUUCAUAGCUGGACUUCACAAGCAGAAGACUGAGCUUUUCAUGGUUCUUAUCGAGAAAAAGCUGCUUCCGCUUCGACCCGGUGUUGCAAAGUUGGUUGAUCAAGCUUUAACAAACGGAGUCAAAGUAGCUGUGUGCAGUACUUCAAAUGAGAAGGCGGUUUCUGCUAUAGUUUCAUGCUUGCUUGGACCAGAACGAGCAGAGAAAAUCAAGAUAUUCGCAGGAGACGUAGUCCCCAAAAAGAAACCUGAUCCAGCCAUCUACAACUUAGCAGCUGAAACCCUUGGAGUUGAUCCCUCAAAAUGUGUAGUGGUUGAAGACAGCGCGAUCGGGCUAGCAGCUGCAAAAGCUGCGGGAAUGACUUGUAUAGUUACAAAGAGUGGAUACACGGCUGAUGAAGAUUUCGAGAACGCAGAUGCGGUUUUCGACUGCAUUGGAGACCCUCCAGAAGAGAGAUUUGAUUUGGCAUUCUGUGGAAGUCUUCUCCGGAAACAGUUCGUUAGUUAAAAACUACAAACCACAUUAAGAAAAUUGUUUCUAUAUCAACAUUGUUGUGUAUAGUCAUUUGAACAGAACAUUCAUGUAAAACCAUAUAUAUAAUAUAAUUCGAUUAUAACAUUAUGAAGAAAAGCGUUACAAUAUAUUGGGCUUGUGAGCGUUGUUGGGUUU
Messenger RNA from Arabidopsis thaliana (thale cress), 1284 nucleotides. RefSeq names its product Haloacid dehalogenase-like hydrolase (HAD) superfamily protein. The transcript has 8 exons. The coding region runs from base 163 to 1122 and encodes 319 amino acids. The record is from RefSeq and is marked reviewed. Gene Ontology annotation, cellular component: chloroplast. Gene Ontology annotation, molecular function: magnesium ion binding; hydrolase activity. Lineage: Eukaryota; Viridiplantae; Streptophyta; Magnoliopsida; Brassicales; Brassicaceae.